Molecule: messenger RNA, 1334 nt
Organism: Lycium ferocissimum
Lineage: Eukaryota; Viridiplantae; Streptophyta; Magnoliopsida; Solanales; Solanaceae
Product: MYB-like transcription factor EOBI
Exons: 3
Coding region: 236-1090 (284 amino acids)
Biological process (GO): regulation of DNA-templated transcription
Cellular component (GO): nucleus
Molecular function (GO): sequence-specific DNA binding; DNA-binding transcription factor activity
Source: RefSeq, a predicted model, not a curated record
UAGGUGUACUAUAUUUUCAUGUGGAAAAAAAUUUACAAUUUCUUUAAUGGGGUGAACCCCAUAUAUAUUCAUAUAUGUUUUCUCCUUUGGACACGUAUAUCAAAAACCUUUUGUCAUCAUCUAUAAAAUGCCUAUGUUGGCUUUAAUUUCUUUUUCAUUCUUCAACUUGCAAAAAAAACUCUUUUCUACUCUCUCUUCUAUCUAGCUCCUUUAAUUUUCUCCAAAAAUUGAGCAUAUGAGCAAAGGCAUAUUAAUGAGUAAUAAUAAUCCAUCAAAUGAAGAUGAAUUUGAGCUAAGGAGAGGGCCAUGGACUCUUGAAGAAGAUACUCUGCUUAUUCAUUAUAUUUCUACUCAUGGUGAAGGUCGCUGGAAUGCCUUAGCCAAAUGUGCUGGAUUGAAGAGAACAGGGAAAAGUUGUAGACUAAGGUGGCUGAAUUACUUAAAACCAGAUGUUAAACGUGGAAACCUCACCCCACAAGAACAAGUCUUAAUUCUUGAACUUCACUCCAAAUUGGGAAACAGGUGGUCAAAGAUUGCUCAACAUUUGCCAGGAAGAACAGACAAUGAAAUCAAGAACUACUGGAGAACAAGGGUGCAAAAGCAAGCAAGACAACUCAAGGUUGAUUCUAACAGCAAGAAGUUUGUUGAAGCAAUCAAGAAUCUAUGGAUGCCAAGAUUACUUGAAAAAAUGGAGCAAUGUUCUUCCUCUUCUUCAUCCUCAACUGAAAAACAACAGAAUCCUCUACUUCAUUCUCCCUUAAUCAACAAUCAAGAACCUUGUACAAAACAGAACAAGUCCCAUGAUAAUAAUAACACAUGGGGUUCACUAGACAAUUCAAGAAUCUAUUCAUCAGAUUCAAUGAAUGUGAUGACAGAAAAUGUCACUUUUUUCAACAAUUCAAUUCCAGAUGAGUGUUACCAUGUGGGAAGUUUCGGCCAGCAGACAGAUUUUUCAUAUCAAGAAAUGGCAAUCUCAAAGUGUGAGGCGGCAGAAGCUAAUUGGUUCAAUGAUGAAAUGGCUGAAGAAGGAUCAUUGUGGAACAUGGAUGAGUUCUGGCAGUUCAGAAAGCUAGGAGAUCCAGACAUCUAGCUAGACUUGGCGAUUGUCAAAAGUCAGAAGGGGUUUGGGUUGGUGGUGGUAAUGCUAAUCAUAAUAUGGUAUUUGAAAGUCUUGGUCUUAAAUAUCACUUUUGAUAAUGCCUAUAGUAGGUUUUAAAAGUUCUGACUAUGACUUGAUCUCAUAGUUUUAGCUCUAAGUAUACAUAUUGUACAAAGGAAAUAUCAAAUGGCUACUCUUAAGUGUAUUAUAAGAAAAAACUAUGUUUUUUUCUUGA